CGUCUCGCGACUCCUGCACGCGCCCUGCACGUUGAGGAGGAACGGGGGAGUUUUAGGAUCUGCUCGGCUACAGCACACACUUCCGUGUUGUGUGUCACCGUAAAGCAGGAAGCACUGUAGUAACGUGUAGGAGUUAAUCUGUCCUGCUGCUGUUUACCUACAGGUGAAGUGAGAAGGAGAAGCUACAUGGAGGCUAACUAACCCAGGACCAAUCGCUGCUCAGCAUACAGGAGGAACUGCGGUACAUUAGCACCAGGAUGCCAGCCGGUAAGGAGUGUGCGGCUGCUGCGGGCCGCUGAGGCCGAGGUACAAACGCCUGGUGGACAACAUCUUCCCUGAGGACCCCAAAGAUGGUCUCAGUAAAUCGGACAUGGAGAAGCUGACCUUCUACGCCGUGUCGGCUCCAGAGAAGCUGGACAGGAUCGGAGCUUACCUGGCGGAGCGGCUGAGCCGAGAUGUGCUGCGGCACCGCACCGGGAACGUCGUGAUUGCCAUGGAGGCUCUGGACCAGCUGCUGAUGGCCUGUCACUCUCAGAGCAUCAAACCCUUCGUGGAGAGUUUCCUGCAUAUGGUGGCCAAGCUGCUGGAGUCCAGAGAACCAGACCUGCAGGUCCUGGGGACCAACUCGUUUGUGAAGUUUGCCAACAUUGAGGAGGACACGCCGUCUUACCACCGUCGCUACGACUUCUUUGUGUCCCAGUUCAGCGCCAUGUGCCACUCGACUCAUGAAGAUCCUGAGACCAGAACCAGGAUCCGUGUGGCGGGGAUUAAAGGCCUGCAGGGCGUGGUGAGGAAGACGGUGAACGAUGAGCUGCAGGCCAUCAUCUGGGAGCCCCAGCACAUGGACAAACUGAUCCCGUCCAUGCUGUUCAACAUGCAAGACAGCGAAGACCUGGACAGGGCGGGGCACCCCAGCACGCCCUCGGUGGUGGGUCAGGAGGGCGAGGAAAACCCGGCGGCGCUGGCGGAGAGCUGCUUCAGAGAGCUGCUGGGCAGAGCAGCCUACGGCAACAUGAACAACGCAGUGCGACCCGUGUUGGUUCACCUGGACAACCACCACCUGUGGGACCCCAAUGAGUUUGCUGUUUCCUGCUUCAGAAUCAUCAUGUACUCCAUCCAGGCUCAACACUCUCACCACGUCAUUCAGCAGGUUCUGAAUCACCUGGACACCAACAACAAGAACACGCCACGGGUCAGAGCCGGCAUCGUCCAGGUCCUCCUAGAGACGGUGGCCAUCGCAGCCAAAGGCUCAGUGGGUCCCACAGUGCUGGAGGUGUUCAACACUCUGCUCAAACACCUGAGGAUCAGCGUGGACUUUGAGCUUGGUGAGAGCUUGAGGAGAAACUCGAGCACCAGCGUGUCGUCCAGCCGCAGCAAAGAGAGCGAAGAGAGGAUCGUCCAGAACGCCAUCAUCCAGACGAUCGGCUUUUUUGGUGGAAACUUGCCAGACUACCAGCGCGCUGAAGUCAUGAUGUUCAUCAUGGGCAAAGUGCCAGUGUACGGGACCCCCUGCCACACCUUGGACACCGUCAAGAUUGGGCAUCAGGGCACCAAGCGGAUCCAGAUGAUGCUGCUCAGCUCGCUCCUCAUGGUGACUUCUGGCUUUAAGUCCAAGUCCAUGGCAGCUGCGUUGCCUCCUCCCUUCCUGGAUCCGCUCUUCUCCAUCUCUCUGAUGGAGGACAGCGAGCUGAGGCAGCUGGUGCUCGAGAUGCUGCACAACAUCAUCGAUCGCCACGACAACCGCGCCAAGCUACGCGGCAUCAGAAUCAUUCCUAAUGUUGCAGCUUUGAAGAUUAAAAGAGAGAAGAUUUCCAAGCAAGAUGUUGCAUUCAUGAAGAAGCAUGGCCAGCAGCUGUACCGUCACAUCUAUCUGGGUUGUAAAGAGGAGGAUAACGUCCAUAAAAACUUUGAGCUGCUCUUCACCACCCUGGCAGUUCUGACCAUUGAGCUGGCCAACGAGGAAGUGGUCAUCGACCUCAUCCGACUCUCCAUCGCUCUGCAGGACAUGGCUCUGGCUAAUGAGGAGAACAUGCCGAUGUUGAUUCGCUGUGGCGUCAUGGCGUUAGUGGCAGCGUACCUCAACUUCCUGAGCCAGAUGAUUGCAAACCCUCCCUUCUGUCAGCACGUCAGCAAGGUUAUUGAGCUGAGGACCAUGGACGCUCCGUACCUCCUCCCAGAGCACAUCUUCAGAGACAAGUGUCCACUCCCUGAAACUCUGGACAAGGAGGACAGACUGCUCUACUUCCAGACGGCCGACAUGACCGAGUGUCUGGCAGGACCGGGAUACAACGCAGAGAGACUCUCCAUCCCCUACGUUCCCCAGGUCACAGAUAAAGAUCGUAUGACGAGGAGGAAGAGUUUCGUGGACACAAUCUCCCUUCAGGUGGACAUUGUGUCCAACAACCUUCCAGACAAGUCCCAGCUAGCGGAGGAGAUCACGUUCGAGACCCUGAAGAAAGCCAUCGACACCACCGGGGUGGAGGAGCAGGAGCGGGAGAAGAGGCGGCAGGUGAUGGAGAAGUUCCAGAAAGCUCCAUUUGAGGAGAUUGCUGCGCACUGCGAGUCGAAGGCGAACAUGUUGCACGACCGGCUGGCUCAAAUCUUCGAACUCACAAUCAGGCCUCCACCCAGCCCGUCCGGAGUAGUGUCCAUCUCAUCGGGACACACUCAGCACCAGUCCGUCCCCGUCUACGAGAUGAAGUUCCCAGACCUGUGUGUCUACUGAUCACACACACACACACACACACACACACACACACACACACACACACACACACACAAUAAUGCUUAGAAAGAACUACACACUCUGUACAGCACGACGGUUUAGCACAGCGUGCAGCAGAACAGUCGUUUCUCUCCAAACAUCAACACGGUUCAUAAAUUCCAUUUUAUUUUGACGGCCUCAGAAGUGAAGACUCUUCUUCUGAAUCCAAACAUGAGAUGAAUUAUUGUUGGAAUGACUUGAAUGUGUGGAAGCUGUAAAUGAGCCGACGUGCUGCACUUCUCCAAGAACAAACAACAAACAGCUUCCCAGCACCUUGUACAUGCGUCGUAGUCUAAUAUUAAACUGGAGCGACGUAGAAGUGGAGGACGUUAGUUGUCAGGACGUCACUGGUGGUAGAAGUGGAGGACGUUAGUUGUCAGGACGUCACUGGUGGUAAAAGUGUAGGACGUCAGCUGUCAGGACGUCACUGGUGGUAGAAGUGGAGGACGUUAGUUGUCAGGACGUCACUGGUGGUAGAAGUAGAGGACGUUAGUUGUCAGGACGUCACUGGUGGUAGAAGUGUAGGACGUCAGCUGUCAGGACGUCACUGGUGGUAGAAGUGGAGGACGUUAGUUGUCAGGACGUCGCUGGUGGUAAAAGUGGAGGACGUCAGCUGUCAGGACGUCACUGGUGGUAGAAGUGGAGUACGUCAGCUGUCAGGACGUCACUGGUGGUCGAAGGCAGAUUAGUUUAUUUAAAGGUACAAUGUGUGGAAGUGAAAGCAACACUUAACUCGCUGCACGGCUGAUGUUGGGGAUUUGAACUUCAGAUGUUGUGUGUCUUGUUCACACUGAGAUGUUUGUAGAGGAACAAGACGUGGGACCCUUACAUGAGCCGAAUCGGGCUUUAUUCACCAGCAUGAUCCAGAUGUUCCGUGUCCUGCUCUCCGCGUGUGUCUGUACUUUUAGGAAACUGUAGAUGAUGUCAUCACCAGCCGUCAGACUCGCGUUUAAGUGUAAAUAUCGUUAUUUUACAACAGACUUGGAAUGAAACCUCGAGGCAGAGAGUUCCAGCGUGACUGAUCGUUGCUCUGAAAUGUUUAGAUCCGGCACGUCGUGGUAAUACAGAAUGAGCUCAAACGUCUCUUCAAUACACUGAAACAUUUCUUCUCUUCAGAUACAUAGGAAGAUUAUUAAAGCCUUCAAAGCGACGCACCGUCCGGCCGUCGAUAACAAAGCUUUUCUUGACCUCAAGACAUUUUCCAUGGAGAUGAAGGAACAGACGCCGGAUGUCCUCUGCAGCCUCUUCACCUGCAGCCUCAGGCUUCACGUGGACUCUGUUCUCUGUGUCUAUCGCUGGAGCUGCAGCCUUGAACUCCUCGCUGCUUUCUUGGCCCAAAGACACAAGUCGUUCUGUUCCAUAAAUUCAAAAACGUUUAGAUCUAAAGAUACUGCAUGUUAUCAGAGCCGGCGUCCUGCCAGCAGCCAUAUGGGGAGUUUCAUUCCAAAAUAAAAGAGACCGGCAGCAUCAAAGUUCCCCGCUCAGUCCGCCUUCAGCCACUCUGAUAUAAAGCAGCGACAUAGUGAGGAUUUAUUCAUCUUUAUCAACAGUCACCACAAGGCCACGUUUAGUUUCCAAAGGGCUCCUUCAGAUCUGCUGGAGCUGCAGCUGUGAUGUGUAAUAACAGAUGGUUAUCAGGGUUUCCUCUCAUCUGAGUGCAGUGUAGAAGAACAGAGAUACCUGCUGCCAUCGUUGGGUCGGAGCAGCUGUGCAGAGCCGCUGCUCUCCGGCUGAAGGUCGGCGUGUCACCGAGAGGUCGGGGCCGUCUGUGCAGAAGUGUUCUGUUCCUGUUUCUCUGUUGGAGGUCAGAGUUCGAAGGUGAAGGAAAGAAGUGAACGAAAGAGACGAGAAAGUUGUAGUAUGUUCUGCGAAGCAGGAAGUGUCCAGUGUCGGUACGUGUCAGAGGGUUCUGUAUGUUUGAAAUCCCCAACAUGAGCCGGAUGUUUUAGAUUUUAGCAGAAGCCAGUUUCCACCUGGUGUGAAUAUAAUACUUAUAUUAUCAGAGUUAUGAUGUUCAUGACAUUUCUCGUGUGUGUGUGUGUGUGUGUGUGUGUGUGUGUGUGUGGUGUGUUCCAUGACGUCGUCAGCUUCACGUUUAAAUAUUGAUUUAGUGUUAAACAUGUAUAGAUGUUGUUACUCAGAUCCAGAUCUCAGGUGGAGUCUCGGUUCUGCAUGAGAUGUUUAGUCGACACCAGGACUAAACUGUGAGUUUGUACUCGGAGCAGAAUUAGGGGCAGAGUUGUCUCAGAAAUAAAAAUCCCUUUAGAAAUCUUCCUCUGUAUAAACACACUGAUGCAUUGAAGUGAUUUCAUCUCCACGCUGCGUAACGUCUUAGCUGUCAAUGCAACUCUUGUGAGUAAAUCUCAUAGCUCUUUACAACAUGUGUUAUACGACCUGCAUGAUAUCUUAAUAUCACACGUGGAUAUACAUCCAUCUAAAGUUACUUCAUCGACUUCAUCUUCAGAUCUCGUGAGUCUGGCGGCGCAGACGCUGCUCUGAGGAGCGUGAGGCGUGCAGCAGAUGAAGCGUUUUGCUCAGAUGUGGCUGGAAUACAUCUUCACUUUAAUGAAUGUGUCAUUAAAGUAGUAAAUCAUAUAUUUUUGUACAUCGUGUGCGUCGUGUACGGCUGCUGCCCGGUAGAGAUUAAGAGAUGCAUUCGUGUCCAUCACAUUCUUCAGGAUGAAGACGAAUGUGGAUCUUUUUAUUUUAAGUGUUUACUUGGACGGUUCAGGGUUUCAAUGGGAUUGUGCAGUUCUUAUCCGUGAGGGAGAAAUGGAACAUUUAUGGAAAUGUUACUUGAUUUUUAAUUAUUUUUGCUCGCUGUAGAAUCAUUACAUCAUUUCAAUUAUGCUGAGAAGUGAUGUUGCACACUGCAGAGAUGUUCUCCUCAGAGGGUGCAGCUUCAGCAAAGUAUUAAAAUCCUUCCUGACUUUAGUGACAAGAUCCAAAAUCACUACAAAUCCAUUUGUAAUGGAAACGUUGAACUGAAGCGUGAGGAAACUUCAGACGUGUCGUCUCACAUCUGAGCUUUCAGGGGAAGUCUUAUUUCAGUCCAGAUCCAGUAACAUUACAACAUUACACAUGAUGGGACCUGCAGGUGCAGAACUCAGAGCAGGAUUAUAAGACCAAGAAACAAAAGUAAUGUUUCACACUUUUCUUCAUGUUGCACUAUCGAUGUUUAUCAAGCUGCAGGACGGUGGAAAAGGUUUUUUUCAUGCUGAUGUGACGAGAACAAGAACAUCUGGACCUGAGCUGCAACCUCAGUGAAGUGAACAAGUUUAAAUUCCUCUGGAUGCAGAAGUCCAACAUCUCUGCCACUUAAAUAAAGUAUAUUUAUAGAUUUAGCUCAUCAGCAGAUGUAUUAAUAAUAGAAAUGCUGAACGUUUAAUAAGCGUCUGAAUGAAACAUGUUUGCACUUUGAUCACUGUGCACCUGCGACUACAGCGAGAGUGAAUCUGCACAGUUACUGUUUGGUACUUAAUCAUUCAGGUGUUUCAGUUUGUGGGAUGUUGUGUUCAAGAACCAGUCUGUGAAUCUGUGAAGUCCCUCCUGACUGGUGACUGAAGUCUUAAAGUCCCGUCACUACGACCAGCGGAGAGACCUGCUUCACUUCAGACCGCUGGACACAAACACAAACCAUCACCAUGAACUAUUCUCACUUUGUUUCAGUUCACCAGCUGGAUUCUGCAGAAAGAUGAAGUGAAAGCAUUAAAAACUGAGCUUCUGAUGUUUUCUGAUGUUUGUGCCAGUCGUAGAGAUUACAGGUGUGUGUUCAGUGCGCAGCUGCAGCUCAUGACUUUAACCACUAGACACGCUGAGGUUCUGCUCCCGCUGCAGGAUCCUGACGUGAACUUUCAUUCUGAAUGUACAAACUACUUUCACUGCGUCAUUGUUUAUGUGACGCUUUCAUCCUGAAGAUGUUUAUUCAUAAAUAACAUCUGCUAAAUAUGUUUGGCAGCAGCUGAGUGAGACUCAGUGUUAGAAACAAUAUGUUUUGUUUUUAUAACUCUGUUUAUAACAGUGUAAUAAACUGUUAUAACACAGUGUUAUAACAAUAACUGGUUAUAACAGUGUUAUAACAAUAACCGGUUAUAACAAUAACUGGUUAUAACAGUGUUAUAACAGUGUUAUAACAAUAACCGGUUAUAACAAUAACUGGUUAUAACAGUGUGUUAUAACCAGUUAUAAGACAGUGUAUAAGACGUGUCGUGUCCUUCAGUGGCAGCAGAGCCGCAGCGCUUCAUAUCAAAGUCUCUAUUUAAUAGUAAAGUGUGAGAUUGAUGUUCGAGAUUAAAUAAAUAAAAUGUUUCUAUCAACAA
Molecule: messenger RNA, 7083 nt
Organism: Cottoperca gobio
Lineage: Eukaryota; Metazoa; Chordata; Actinopteri; Perciformes; Bovichtidae
Gene: efr3a
Product: EFR3 homolog A (S. cerevisiae)
Exons: 24
Coding region: 371-2725 (784 amino acids)
Biological process (GO): protein localization to plasma membrane
Cellular component (GO): plasma membrane
Source: RefSeq, a predicted model, not a curated record